Messenger RNA from Saitoella complicata NRRL Y-17804, 648 nucleotides. RefSeq lists its product as uncharacterized. The transcript has a single exon. Bases 1 to 648 code for a protein of 215 amino acids. Gene Ontology annotation, molecular function: DNA-binding transcription activator activity, RNA polymerase II-specific. Gene Ontology annotation, biological process: regulation of transcription by RNA polymerase II. The record is from RefSeq and is a predicted model, not a curated record. NCBI's taxonomy places the organism in Eukaryota, Fungi, Ascomycota, Saitoellomycetes, Saitoellales, Saitoellaceae.
AUGGAAGCCCUAACCCCCGAAUCUUCUCGAGAAGAAAUGCGAAAUCUCAUGUUAUACCACCACGCAAACGCACUCUCGACAUUCCGAGAAGCAAUCUCCGCCGGAAUUGGACCGGGGAACGCCGCACCGGUUUUGUUGGCGAGUAUAGGAUUAAGCGUGUAUGCGUGCUCACAAGCACACGAGGAUACAUCCCCCGGCGCGACAGAAUGGAUGAAACUUUUACGUGGAUGUCGGGAUGUGAUGUCUGUUCUCCACUCUGAGGGACUCAUGCCUCCCCGGACUUGGAAAGCAUUGGUUGGGACCCUUCAGGAAGCCGCACUCGAAGCACCGAUGUUUAGCUAUGACCUUCCGUCUUCGCUUCGUGCGUUGACAUCCCCCUCCCACCCCUUCCACGAGGAGUCGAAACCAGCGUUGGAUAACCUCGCUAUCCUCCGUCGUCCCCAUCGCGUCAACCUCAGCGAAAUCCUAAGCUGGCCAGCACAUCUAAGUCAGGGGUUCAUGGAAGCGUUAGAGAGGGGCGAUGAGGAGGGCAUGAAGGUCUUGGUGGAGUAUUAUGCGUGUUUGGAGGAGGUCGAGGGGUUUUGGUGGGUUGAGCCGAUUAAGAAGAGGGGAAGGGAGAUUAAGGAGAAGGUUAGGGAGUGUAGAUAA